Messenger RNA from Symbiodinium necroappetens, 480 nucleotides. NCBI's taxonomy places the organism in Eukaryota, Dinophyceae, Suessiales, Symbiodiniaceae. The record is from the annotation of a GenBank genome assembly.
AUGGCCCUCACCUCGACUUUCGUGUUUCAGAAGAUAGGUGGCCGCUUCAAGCUCGAUGCAGAGGAAGACAUAAAAAGCUGCUAUGGAAUCGCAGCCGUGUCCGAUGCCCUCGAAGCAUUGAAGAGGCAGCGAGAGGUCAGACUUCGUCACUUGGAACGAUCGCAAUUGGCGGCUCAAAAGUCGGAGGUCAUGAACUUCUUAAAGAAGCACGGCUUCCGCAGCCGCCUGGAGACUGAGUGCUUAAACGCACCGAAAAGAACGGCCCUCGGCCUGCGACGUACCUACCCUUUGCACCAAGCAGCCAAAAUGAAGGACUGGCACAUGGUGAAGCUUCUGCUACAGUUUGGGGCUGAUGCGGCGUGCCGUGACAGCACAGGUCGAGAUCUGGAAAGCUAUCUGGCUGAGCUGCAGGCACCGGACAGCAUUCGAACACGCCUCUCUUCCUACCGCAUCAGGAAAGACUCGAAACCGCUUAAUUAA